Passer montanus (Eurasian tree sparrow) is the source of this 1395-nucleotide messenger RNA. It is a transcript of the gene KIF18B, whose product is annotated as kinesin family member 18B. Gene Ontology annotation, biological process: microtubule-based movement; mitotic sister chromatid segregation; microtubule depolymerization. The annotation marks the transcript as partial. The transcript has 9 exons. Gene Ontology annotation, cellular component: nucleus; kinesin complex; mitotic spindle midzone. The record is from RefSeq and is a predicted model, not a curated record. Gene Ontology annotation, molecular function: plus-end-directed microtubule motor activity; microtubule binding; ATP binding. NCBI's taxonomy places the organism in Eukaryota, Metazoa, Chordata, Aves, Passeriformes, Passeridae.
AUGUCGGGGGACGCGCUGGCCGGAGCACAAGAGGACCCGGAUCAGUGGAUCGGGAGCGCUGUCCCCGAGCAGCCCGACGCCGCAGCCCCAGGUGCCUGUUGCGGGGCAGAGCCCCCGCCCCAGGAGGGCUCCGUGACCGUGGUGCUGCGUGUGAGGCCCCCCAACCCCCGGGAGCGAGCUGCAGCCGCCAUCCUGCACGUCCUGAGCGAGCACGCGGUGCUGUUCAGCUCCGAGGAGCCCGGCGGCCCCGGAGGCACCGGAGGCACCACACCGCCCGGCCGCAGCCCCCGCCGCCGCCGCAGGAACCUCGAGUUCGAGUUCGACCGCGUUUUUGACGAGAGGGCCACGCAGGAGGAGGUGUUCCAGCACACCACGCUGCCUCUGCUGGACACCCUCCUCGCUGGCUACAACUGCUCCGUGUUUGCCUACGGUGCUUCAGGGGUUGGGAAGACCCACACCAUGAUGGGCUCCAAGAGCACUCCUGGCAUUGUGCACCUGGCCACGGUGGAGCUCUACAAGAGGCUCGAGGCCAUGAAGGACAAGAGCUGGGAGGUCCUGGUCUCCUACCUGCAGGUGUACAAAGAGCGUGUCUACGACCUGCUGAAGCCCCAGGGUCCUCUGAACGUCUGGGAGCAGCCUGGGAAAGGAGCCGUGGCACAGGGCCUCUCCUUCCACCAGCCCACCUCUCCAGAGCAGCUCCUGGACAUGUUGGCCAAAGGCAACAAGAACCGGGCACAGCGUGCCACCAAGGCCAACGCCGCCUCCUCCCGCUCCCACGCCAUCUUCCAGAUCCAGGUGAAGCAGCGGGACCCCGGCGGGGACCUGCGGGUGGCCAAGCUCAGCUUCAUCGACCUGGCGGGCUCGGAGCGAGCCUGGGAAACGCCGGGCCGGGGAGAGGGGCUGUGGGAGGGCACCAGCAUCAACCGCUCGCUGCUGGCCUUCAAAAGCGUCGUCCGUGCUCUGGCCGGAGCCAAGGGCGGGCAGAGCCACGUGCCGUUCCGGGACAGCAAGCUGACGCUGCUGCUGAAGGACUCGCUGGUCGGCAGCUUCCGCAGCACCGUGAUCGCGGCCGUGAGCCCCGCGGCGCCCGCCGGCCCCGACACCUACAGCACGCUGCGCUUCGCCAGCCGGGCCAGGCACAUCCUGCUGCCGUCCUCGCAGGACACAGGGACGUCUCCCUGCAGCUCCAGAACAGACUCCCUGCCCGAUCUGCAGCUCCAGGCCAGGACACCAAGUCCCCUUCAGCAGGACCUGCAGGACCAGCAGCAGAACCUCUGCCCUGAUGAAAUUACUGUGAAGACAAAGGAAGUGGAGGAGCCCAAAGGGCUGAAGGAGUCCAGAGAGCUGGAGGAGCCCAGAGGGAUGGAGGAGCCCAAGGGGCUGGAGGAGCCCAGA